AUGACUCCUGCUCGAGUUCCACAGACAGCUAGCAUUGUUAGACCACAAGUGGAUGCUAACAACUUUGAACUCAAGCCUGCAUUAUUACAACUGAUUCAAAAGGACCAGUUUGCCGGAGGAAGCACGGAAGACCCUUACAUCCAUCUGGAAAACUUCUUGCUAUACUGUGAUACCUUGAAGAUGAAUGGGGUGUCUCGGGAUGCUAUUUUGCUCAGAUUGUUCCCUUGUUCACUUAAAGAAGAAGCAAGAGCAUGGGAAAGAUUCAAAGGACUACUCAGGAAGUGUCCCCAACAUGGCAUUGAAGCAUGGGAACAAGCGAGAACUUUCUUCCAAGGGAUGACGCCCAACACAAGGACAUUGGUGAAUGCUGCAUCAGGAGGGUUCUUAAAAACAAAAACUCCAGAGGAAGCUUUAGAAUUGCUAGAAUCUCUAGCCUCUCAAGAGUACGAUAAUGCUCCGGUACCACAGAGAAGAGCGGGGAUAAUGAAGCUUGAUGGUUGUGAUGCCAUCUUGGCUCAGAAUGAGCAGAUUUUACAAUCCAAUAAGAAACAGCAACAACAGCUAGAUGCUCUCGCAAAACAAUUUUCUGAAUUUCAAGUUUCUUCUGUUAAUACUCCUGCUAUCAUUUGUGAUAUUUGUGCAGGUACUCAUGCUACUGAAGACUGCCAGGCACCCGAAACUGCAGAUGUUAAUGGAAUUUGGCAUGAUCAAAAAGCUCUAUAUAAUCCAGGGAGGAACCAAUAUGAUAAUAAUCAAAAUCAAGGGUGGAGAAAUAAAAAUCAAAAUCAACACCCGGGAUUUAGUUACAGUUCGAACCAUCAGCUGAAUCCUCCUAUGCCAGUGCAACAGCAACCUCCUCAACAAUCAGAAUGGGAAAAGGCCUUUGCACAACUAUCCAAGACCACAUCAGACUACAUUCAAAGUUCCAAUAAUUUCAGAGAAGACACUUCAGCCUUUAUGCAAGAGACAAGGGCCUCAUUCCGGAAUCAAGAAGCUUCUAUCCGGAAUCUUGAAACUCAGAUUGGCCAGCUAUCAAAGCAGUUCACUGAAAGAGUUCAAGGAACUUUUCCAGGUAACACUAUUCCAAAUCCAAGUAGGGAACACUGCAAUGCGAUUACUACUAUGAGUGAGAAAGCCAUUGAACCUGUGGUAAAGCCUUCAGUUGAGAAAAAGAAAGAUGAUGAUCUUGCAACUGAAAAGGAAAAAGAAAAGGAAGUUGCCAAAGAAUUUGCUGCAUAG
Messenger RNA from Gastrolobium bilobum, 1239 nucleotides. RefSeq lists its product as uncharacterized. Bases 1 to 1239 code for a protein of 412 amino acids. The record is from RefSeq and is a predicted model, not a curated record. The transcript has 2 exons. NCBI's taxonomy places the organism in Eukaryota, Viridiplantae, Streptophyta, Magnoliopsida, Fabales, Fabaceae.